Metarhizium brunneum ARSEF 3297 is the source of this 2157-nucleotide messenger RNA. RefSeq lists its product as uncharacterized. The record is from RefSeq and is a predicted model, not a curated record. Lineage: Eukaryota; Fungi; Ascomycota; Sordariomycetes; Hypocreales; Clavicipitaceae.
AUGGCGCCACGCAGGGUCGCGACAACGUCCUCGCACGACUAUGUGUCUCUGGUGCCCCUACCUCCCCCCACGGAAGAAGACGACGACGGCGAAGACGUCGGACAACGGCCGCCUAAGCCCAAAAAGAAGAAAACAUGGCAACGCUUCGGUCUCAUGAGCUUCAUCAUCCUGCUUCUUGGCUCAGCGAUACUACUUUUAGUAUUGCUUAUCCUAUGGAUUCUCUGGAAAUCAUCGAUGAGAGCGGCUGAUGGAGGCCCGGCAGAAACACCCUGGGUGUACAUCUUCCGAGCAAACCGAGUAACCACUCUCGUUGCCUUAUGUACAGCAGGCUUAAGGACAGUUAUAGGCCUCCAGUCAAGUGUGGCUACUGGGAUGCUUGCGGGAAUAAUCCUGGAGACAGUUGGCGCCCCUUUGCUGAAGGCACCAUUCUACUCCAUCAUCAGGGCUGUCAGUGUCGGCCCAAGCAACUUGUUGUCUACGGUACGCUCCAGGCCUAAAGAUGCUACAUCAUUUUUGAUAUACACGCUUGUGGUCCUUGAAGUCGUCUUGACGGUAGCCUCCCAAUUUCUCUCCGCUAUCCUCACGACCGACUUUGCGGAGGGUACAUUCGCUAAUAUAGAUAACUCUACUGACGUCCGGAUCUUUAUACAUAAAAGAAUAAGAUUAGAUGGAAUCAACGCCAACUACUGGGAACUCCCACCUGCGGCCAGUUGGACAUUUGCUGAGUCUUCUGAACCGUUUACUAAAGGAGCGAGUUUUGAUGAUACGGGACACACUUAUCGAGCUUUCCUCCCCUUUGAGGACGAGGCUCAACGAACCAGAUUACGAAAAUUCCGCGGCCCGGCUCAUGUUAUCGACAACCGCGUAGUCUGUGCGAAACCUUCUUUGCUAAAUCUUGGUCUCAUCCAGAUAUCCAAUGCUCCUCGUUGGGCCUUGUCGGGCCAAAUAGCUAUGGAGACUACGAUAUACCCAAUAUUGAAAGAGGCUGAACCGGAGAAUUAUAUUAAUUUUACCUGCGCUUUAGUAACACCGACAGUAUAUACAGAAGUUACGGCCGGGGAAUCGAGCCUGUGUGCUGUAGAUUCAAAAAAUUGGACGAUACUGCUGGAAGAUCCUUUGGUUGUUCCUGCUGUCGAUGAUGGCAUCAACAUUUCUCCAAACGAGGUCGGCCAUCCCAAGGGAUCAAGAAUGUUCAUGAUUUUGGACAUUGUUUCUGCGUCUCCAAUACUGAGAAUAACUCAUAACCAAGAUUGCAAGGUUGUCCGCAACGACGGACCCUGGGUGAUGGCAGCGGGAGAGGAAGCGACGGAGACUCUCCGGAUCACAGCCUGCAUGACUAACCUCACACCAAAGACCUUCAUUGUCGACAUCCAUAGCGCUUGGGAUAAUCCUGAGCCCAGGUUGACCUGGGACUACGAAGCUAAAAGAUACAAUACAGAGGCAGCCCGGCAUCAGCUAGGCGCGUCAUUGAUACCCGAGAGUUUCGAGACAAGGCGAGUGCUGACCCUAUCGCCGAGGUCCCAAUGGCAAGAUUUCCCUAAUAAGACGGGAAUGUGGGACACGACCUUCUAUUUUGACGAGGUUCUUGAAGAUACAUUGAGAAGAAGUGAUUUGGAGAACGGAAGUACAGAUGCGGGUAUAAUACUCUCUGAAGGGAACCAAAGCAUCGACAAGAACGCAUACAUAUCUCAUAUACAUCCCUUCCAAGACACAUUACAUGAUACGAAAAGCCCGGCUUUGGCACUCCAAGUACUGUUGGCAAGAAUUACUCAGAUGGUCUACUAUGUGGAUUUUCUACGAUUGGACAACAAGUCAGAGGCAUUGGUUUCGUUCUCCUCAACGGCGUUGAUCCCAAUGAAGUGGACGGGACUUAUCGCCGCCACGGCUCUUACCGUGACGCAUUUAGCCGUAGUAGUUAUUGUCACAAUUCUUUACCUGAAGUGUACUAAUGAGUCCCUGUUGGGGAGCUCGUGGCAAGCUAUUUCACAGGUCAUCUCCGACGAGACCCUUCCCAUAUUAGAGCAUGCGGACAGAAUGAACGAUGAGGAUAUUAGGCGCUGGGCCAAAGGUCAAUUUCUCGACGCUAGAAACCAUCAGGUUAUCAGAUGUCGAAGCACGGGGCGCGUUUGCUUGGGAAACAAAGGAGAGAAGGCUUGA